Molecule: messenger RNA, 602 nt
Organism: Symsagittifera roscoffensis
Lineage: Eukaryota; Metazoa; Xenacoelomorpha; Acoela; Convolutidae
Product: small ribosomal subunit protein eS7-like
Exons: 3
Coding region: 32-574 (180 amino acids)
Biological process (GO): ribosomal small subunit biogenesis; rRNA processing; translation
Cellular component (GO): 90S preribosome; small-subunit processome; cytosolic small ribosomal subunit
Molecular function (GO): structural constituent of ribosome
Source: RefSeq, a predicted model, not a curated record
AGAUCAAGUUUGAGUCGCUCAGAACAACAAAAUGACUUCGAUGUUGAAAAAGAAAACCGACCCGACCGCGUUCGAGCUCGAAAUUGCCAAAAUCUUUGAGAAGACGGAACUUGGUCUAGGUGCAUUGUACUUCAACUCGGCUAAGGAAAUCGAACUAGCAGAGGGCAAAAAGGUUGUAGUAAUAUAUUUCCCCAUGCCCUUGAUUGACGACUGGAGGAAAGUACUGACCAAAGUUGUGAACGAGUUGGAAAAGAAGCUUCAAGGUCGGUCGGUGUUCUUUGUGGGAAACAGGACUAUUCUAAAGAAGGAAAAGCGAGGUAUGUUCAAGCCCAAAGGUCUGCAGAAGAGACCGAGGAACCGCACUCUGUUCGCAGUUUACGAUGAGAUCCUUGCCGACCUCGUCCGUCCAGCACUGAUUGUUGGAAAGAGGACAAACUACACUCCUGCCGGAACCUACAUCAAGGUGUUCGUGAGCAAGCAGCACCAGAAUGCACUGGAGAGCAAAGUGGAGACCAUCUCGGCACUCUACAAGAAGCUCACCAACCGCACUGUGUACUUUUCAUUCGAUAACUAGAAUUCAAGUUGACGAAUGAUCGAUCCAA